CCUCGGGGAUUCCUCUCGGGGGCAGCGCUAAGGCCUGAGUUGGCAGGCACCGGGGCCUCUCCCUUUGAGACUAAUUUUAAACUCUGGCUUGAAAAUGUAUCCGUGUGUGCCCCGAUCGAAAGAUGACUGAUGUCGUGGUAGCUGAAGGCUCCGUGAAACUCAGGGAAGGGAAAAAGUGGAAAACGCGAUGGGUCGUGCUGAAGAAGCCCUCGCCCGUGGCCGACUGCCUCAACCUCCUCGCCUUCAAGGACAGGCGAGACAGCUGCAUCGUGGAGAGCAAGAAGGAGAGAGGCAAGGGAGAGCGCGAGCGGCACAAGGAGAGGGACAAGCAGAAGGAGAGGCUGGAGAGCGAGCGGGAGAGGGCUGACCUCUUCCUGGAGAGCGUGUGCGGCCUGCAGGGCGGCCUGUCGCUCGAGGGAUGCGACCACGUGCUGGCCAUCAUCUCCCUCACCCAGGUGCUGCUGCUGGGUUUCGACUCGCCGCGCAGCCUCGCCGAGUGGGACGAGCAGCUGCGGGACUGCCUGGGAGAAGUGCACAGCUUCGCGGUGUGGGUGCCAGCGGGCAGCCGUCUGGAGAGCGGGCCGGCCACGCUGCACUUUCGGCACAACGCUUUCGUGCUCACGCGCCACGCGCCCCCGGCGCUGCUGGCGCACUGGCGCCUCGCGGAGCUGCGCCGCUACGGCGCCGUGCCCGGGGGGUUCGCGUUCGAGGGCGGCACGCGAUCAGCUGCAGGUGCCGGUGUGUUCUUCCUGGCAUGCACGGAGGCCGAUCAGAUUUGCUUCCUCUUCGACUGCUUCGUCGCAGGAUUUGCGUCACCAAGAACCUUCCGCAGGGCACCCACGCUGUCCGCUGUUCACCCUCGUGCUAAAGCAGCGCGGGCAUUCACAGACAGCUCCGGCGUCUCCGGAUCGGCAGACGAGCAGUCUGAUGGCAGCCCGUCAGACAGCCUCAUAUACACCUCCAUCCAGCAGCUCACGAUGCCACCAGAAGCAAAGAUAGCCAGGUCCCCACUCCUGCAUAGAGCUUCCGCUGUGAUUACUGACAAGUCCAGACUUCCCACGAAGCCCCACCUGCCAUCGCCGGCGACAGAACCAUCCCGGAGGAUAUCAUCAGACAGCGGGAUAACGACAGUCACCCGCUCGGGCUCGGGGUCUGCCUCGGGCAGCUUCUCUUCUUGCUCUGGCAGUGCCGGCGGCUCGGCGAGUGACGAGUUUGAAUCCAUCCCAGCCAAAGGGCCAGAGGCCUCCUCAACGAUUCCACCGGCCUUCCACCAAGGGGCAGAAAAGUCCGAGUGCCGCUUUCCGUACGUCACCAACUGGUGGUAUGCCGUGCCGCGCAGGGAACUCCACUCGAAUUGCCCCAGCACCUGCCUGUACAAGGAGAGGCAUUCGCAGCAGGAGGCGGGGAAGUCGGCCCCUUUGAGAACUUCAGACACGGCGCAGAGGAUGGAUGCUGCCACGGCAGCAGAGCCGGUGUCAUUAGAAAAGCACGCGUCAAUCAGAGCAGGCGACGUUCCCGUCGAGACGGAGGCUUGUACCAGCUACGUACAAGCCGCCAGAGCGCACGUUGGAAAUGUGACUGAGCCCGGAGAUUGUCAAAGUGGACACCGUGCCGGCUCUUCGAAGGAGACCUUUCAGGGGGAUUUGGCCGAGGCAGCUUUGCAGAGGCUCAUGAGGUGCUCCCUGGUGCAACCGCAACCUUCAGUGUCCUCUGCAGCGCAGGAGGCGGCCGGCGCCACCGCAUCUGGAGCGUGCGCUCGAGGGAGCCACCCGAUCGCAUCGACAGAUGUUGCGGUCCAUUCCGACGAGAUGCCGCAGACGGAACUGGAGCCAGCACUCCAGUGCUCCGCUGUCCACACCCUGACGCAAGAUUACAGGGGACCCCACAGGAUGCCAAGCGGUGGCCAGAUCACCGCUGAGAAGUCAGGAUUCUUAGGACACCCUGAAGGUCCGGGAGCCAAAUACAGGCACUCUGACAAGACAAACUGACAAGACACUAGCACAUUGGCAAGACUGCAGUCUAUCACUCACAAGACAGGACAAAAAACGGUGGUAACAGAAUGCUCAAACAUUUCCACACUCACACCAAAAAAAAAAGAACAAAAUAAACUUCAUCCCAUGGAGAAGGGAAAACACCGUGUGCAGAAAUUAAUAAGUUAUUGGCCAUUGACUCUUCUGCAAGAGGUA
Molecule: messenger RNA, 2186 nt
Organism: Lethenteron reissneri (Far Eastern brook lamprey)
Lineage: Eukaryota; Metazoa; Chordata; Hyperoartia; Petromyzontiformes; Petromyzontidae
Product: protein Dok-7-like
Biological process (GO): positive regulation of protein tyrosine kinase activity; neuromuscular junction development
Molecular function (GO): protein kinase binding
Source: RefSeq, a predicted model, not a curated record